Molecule: messenger RNA, 3736 nt
Organism: Pocillopora meandrina
Lineage: Eukaryota; Metazoa; Cnidaria; Anthozoa; Scleractinia; Pocilloporidae
Source: the annotation of a GenBank genome assembly
AUGUUAUACAGCCACGAGAAGCUAAGCUUCGAUAGAUACGUGGUGUUUCCAGCACGUUCUGAGGCAUACGCGAACUCGGAGGUUUUGAUGGCGAGACACUCUUGCAAAUUCGCUUUUCUAUUUUUAACAUUGUUUCUGGUCGUUCUUCUGGAAGACGGUUGCCUUGGCAAAGAGAAGAAACCAGAUCCGAAGAACAAGAAGGAAAAGAGCAGUAAAAUAGGCAAGAAUGUGAUGGAUUACACGGAAGCAGAUCUGCACAAAUUACUCGACCAAUGGGAAGUAAGCACGAAGACAUAAACAUUGUUGUUUUUCUUUUUAACUUCUCGCUUAAGGUUGUCAGAAUCAUUAACCAUAGAUUGUAGACUCACUUAAGGUAUUUGGAAUAGAAUGGCAUUAGUUUUAAGGUUAAAUUUUCUUCAGAGCUAUUAUGAAAACAUUUGAUGCUCUGAAAUUUAUUAUACCGAUGGCCUCUUAAUAUUUUGAGGUGAAUUCGAUUGGAACACACAUUUUCCAUUUUUUCAGGGAUGGAUUCAAUCUCGAUUGUUGUCUCUUAAGUUUCUUUCAAGGGCUUUUCUUCCGUGUUGUAGAGUCCCUGAGACUCACUCUUUGUGUAAUGGCUUUCAAUUGUUGAGAAUACCUUAGCCUUAUGAUAGUUGGAUUUAUGUUAAGGAACACCCCAGCCCAGGGGACACCUCCAUUUUUAGGGCAUUGGCUUUGUUCCCAUUCGAAUGGAAAGCUCUAAUAAUCUCUAUAUAUUUCAGUGCUGUUUAAGGGACCUCUAAAGUGAGUUCCAAUGUACACUUGUGCUGAUCUUAGGAGUUUCACAUGGAUAAAUGUUCAACCAUGUAGAAGCUCUUUAGUUACAUGUUCUCUCCUUCACUUAGGAAAAUGAUGAAGAUAUUGAGGAAGAAGAUCGGUAUGAUGACAAUGACCCCAGAAAGCCACCACUGCCAGGUGGAGGCUUUGAUCCUCAACAGUUCAAGAAUGACCCAAUGGCUCUUUUGAAAGCAUCUAAGAAGGGGAAAGUUAUCAUGAUGUUUGUGUCAGUGGCUGGGAAUCCAAGUAAAAAAGAAACAGAACAGAUAACUGCAAGGUGGCAGACAAGUCUUUUCAAUGCUCAAUUUCAGAUUGAAAGGUAUUAUACAACACAUAAAUAUAUAUCUUAAGUCUCAUUUUUGUCCUGUUAGGCUUUCUUUUUUACAAAUAUUAUUUAUGUAUACAUAUAUAUGUGAAGUCUGUGUUUGAUUUUUCCAUAGUACAGUUCUUGAUAUGUAGAAGUAGAGCAUGAUAUUUAUUGAGAUAGGAAAAAACAAAGAGACUACAAUUUCAUCCCAAUUAGCCUGUUUUGUGAUUAACUCACUCUUCAGGGGAUUUAAAUGACAAGAAUAUUCAUAACCAUCAUUAACAUACUUUAACAUUUGCAUAAUUGAUGUGGCAAUAAAUUUGGAUGUUUUGUUCAGCUGUUACACAGCAACAUAUAUAUAGCUGCUAUGCAGCAACACACACACAUAUAAUUUGAUUGCAUUACUUAUGUCAUAUUUGUGACUUUCGCUAAGUGGACAUAAAGGUGACAUGAACCUGUCCCUCAUCUUUUUGUUAUAUGUCUGCAAUUUAAGUUUGAUUCAGUCUAUUUGACUCCACUGUGAGUUGUGUCUAGUAUUUGAAAUAAUUUCCUGUUUUAAAAAAAAAGGGAAGAAAGGAUGGAUGAAAGAAUUGUUCGAUGCACAAAGUAGAUCUACCAAGAGUCUCUGCAAAUAACCUGCCUGAAGUAAUUCACUAUUUAUGAAUCUUCUUUCUAUGCUCAGGUAUAUUGUUGCAGAUGACCGUGCUCUCUUCAUGCUCAAGGAUGGUAGCUUGGCUUGGGAUGUCAAAGAUUUUCUGAUUACUCAGCCAGAUUGUAAAUUAGUUGAAUUUGACAAUCAGCAGUUCCCAGGAGCUGGUGCAAAAAGUGAUCCAACAGCUAAAACUGAACUCUGAUGUGAUGCCAUUUCUCAUUAAUAAUGUUAAAGAAUUGUACAUUAUUUCCAGCUAGUAUUUUUAUUAAUAUGUUAACUCUGGAGUUAAAGGUUACAGUAAACUUGAGAUGAUGCUUCAUGCUGUUUAACCUUCUACACCCUAACAUUAGUAUCCAAAAUAUCCAUAGUCAUCUCUAUACAUUUCAUUGGAAGUUACUAAAACAAGGAAUGAUCUAAAAUGAUCUAAAAUAACCUAAAAUGGCUAUGAUUGAUUUCUAAAAUGACUUAAAAUGACCCAAAAUUACCUUGAGUGAUUUCUAAAAUGACCUAAAAUAACCUAAUAUCCAACCAGUCCAAUCCAGAUUUUGUCAGUGCUGCAAACUCAAGGUCAUUUUAGGUCGUUUUAGGUCAUUUUAGAAAUCACUCAAGGUCAUUUUAGGUUAUUUUAGGUCAUUUUAGAAAUCACUCAAGGUCAUUUGAGGUUAUUUUGGGUUAUUUUAGAAAUCACUUAAGAUCAUUUUAGGUCUUUUUAGGUCAUUCCUUGUUUUAGAAACUACCACAUUUCAUUUGGUACUGACAACAAGUGUUUGUUUAAAAAUCAGCUUCUUAUGUUGGCAAUCAUUUCAUAUAUUCUCAUGAUCUUUAUGAACAAUUUGGAAGUAAAACUGUAAGGAGAAAUUAGAUGCUGGUCACUCUUAGGUUUUAAGGGAUUAACCAUGGCAGGUAACCAGAGACAGAAGCAAGCAAAAGACAUUGAAAGGAGCCAGAAAGAUCUUGGCAACCUGCUAAAGUAUGCAAGGGAAAUCCACAUCAGACCUAUUACUGGAACAAAAUACAUUUUGUAGGAUGCAAGCAAAGCUCCUGAUUUAUGAAGAGACUUAGGUUGAUUAUGUAGAUUUAUAAAUUUCCUGAGACAUGCAAAAAUGUUUAAAGGAUGUGUCACAUAUUUUCUUAGCUUUAGGUUUUGAUUAGGUUUUUGUAAUCUAAAAAUCCUUACAAGGAACAAAUCACAGGGCUGUGCUCUAGCCAAGUGGGGUCACUCUGGCAAGUGGGAAACUGGUUCAUUUAUCUUUGCAUUUGUGAAAGCUUUGCAUCAGGUUUCUGUGACGAGAAAUAUCAAAUACUAAGUGAUUCUCCUUACAGCACAGCUUUCUUAACACUUGAAAAGUGAUGGUCUCUACAUUUGUAUCCAUCGUAGACUACAAGCAGUCCCUCCUUUAUGGUGCAGUCUGUCACACAAGUAAAAAAUAUCAGUGAAAAAAUUGUUAUUGCACCACAGGGAGCUGUAGGAGUGACGUUGAUACACUGUGGCACUGACAUCAAUUUUUUUUACCAUUUAUUCUUUUUGACUUGCAUGACAGACUGCCAAAAAGGAGGGACUGCUCAUGGCUGGUAUUCAUGGAAUCUCCCACCAAAACUGAUUUUAUCUGGAGUACCUCUGUUUUAGUCUUACAAACAGUUGAACAUGGAUUGACAUUGGAAGUCCUAUGUGUUUCUUCAAAAGUUUGCUGGUGCAGAUGUAGAGAAGAUUUUUUCUCUGUAUAUUUACAUAAUUUUUAUUUUCAGCCCUUGCAAUGUAGUGCAAAAGGCACAGAACCAAAAGCUUUUUUCAUUUAGCUUGGACAUUGAUAGUACUUGAAGACUCUGAUCUCUCCUCACAAUAUUUGGUCAAUAUCAUUGUAGGUAAUCAAUUUUGAAAUAAAUCAAUUAUUCAUAUUGUACUCUUGGAAAACUUAGUUUUUUCACUUUUUUUCAUGCAAAAUGCAUAUUAAAUGACUACU